CCGUUGGUUGUGCUUGCUUGUCGGUUGUCAAUUUUUGCGCCAAUUUCAUUAACUUAUUUUUAUUUGUUAGUUUGGUUUUUCUCGUCGUUUUUAAGUGAAUAUUUUGCUUGUGAGAGUUGUCCUACUUGGUUAUUAAUAGCGCCAAUGGAGGGCGCGGUGACACCAGACGGCGGUCGCCGCACGCGCGCUGCUCUCGCCGAAAUCCCGGUGCGACUGGAUCGUCUCCGUGUUACUCCGUUGCAGCCAGUCACUAAUAUACGAGAGCGUUCCCCCGCACUGCCGGCCGGGUACCUCAGCCCAGCUCCAUCGCCUGACGAACUGCUUAUACAGCAGAGAGGCCGCAAACGUCUCCCUGUGACAUGGUCGCCGGACAUCGAACUGAAGCGUAACCCCGCAUUCCAUUCCGCCGUACGCACACCACCGAAGGACAACCAUUUAUCUCCUCACAAACUGGGCGUCACCCUUCGUUCGACACCACGCAAGCGUCUGCUUCUCGACACUGAGCGCAUACCUCUUACUCCCGAAAAAAUCGACUUUAGUGACAUCAGCACUCCCCAAAAGUUUAAAAUUACAAGUCCCAUUAAAAGUACACCGCCCAUUAAGAGAUGCAGGCUCGAUCGAUCAUUGAACUCCGAGUACAAAGGUCCCAUUGAUACCGCCCUCAAGGGUUUGAGUCCCACCCAACUCAUUCACAUGAUCAAGACCAUAACAUACAAGCAUCCUGAAAUCGAACAGGAGAUUAGGAAUGAUAUGCCGGCGCCUGACCUGUCACCUCUUGAGGAGCGCCUGAGUUACUUGAAGAGUAAUAUCUUCAAAAGUCUACCUACCUCUCGGCUUACCUCAAAAACUGAUUCUCCCGCGUACUCCAGGGUGGCUACUCAUUUGGCGGCGUUCAAAAAGUGCGUUGUUGAACAGGGUAAGGUCUUGGUCGAGUCUCAGCAUUGGGAGUCAGUGCUACAAUAUGUUUUUUUGGCAUGGAGCUAUGUAAAAGCUACACCUUUGUGGGACAACCAGCCACAUAACGCUCAAAGGAAACAAUGCUUCCGAGCCCUCACAACUUAUUGCAUGACUGCCGUCAAAAAGGGUAACUUACAAAAAGAUGUGCUGGCUGAUGUUCAGGAUAAGCUCGAAGGAAUGGUGGCGGACAGUGAGGAAAUAUCAUCUUGUUUAAAAUAUGUGCAAGGUCAGUUACAAGAAUUUUUGUAAUUCUAUUCUUUAUUGUAGCUUAUUGUAAGAUUGAGAAUAUUGUGACAGAUUCUAUAAUUGUUAGUUAGUUAAUUGUAAAAAGACUGAAAAUGAACCACACAGAUAAUAUAUAAGAGAGAGAAAAAAAUCUAUAAAUUGAGAAAGGUAAAUAAAAAUGUUAGCAUAUUAAGAAAAUAAACAGCUUACU
Molecule: messenger RNA, 1393 nt
Organism: Spodoptera exigua (beet armyworm)
Lineage: Eukaryota; Metazoa; Arthropoda; Insecta; Lepidoptera; Noctuidae
Source: the annotation of a GenBank genome assembly